UAGGUAGCUUGGAGCCCUAAAAUGGGAAGAAUGCGCUCACUGGCGCGCCGGGGAGGGAUCGGCAUUCCACGAGCUUGCAGCUGUUUGAGCUUCGCGAUGGAUCAUUGAGCGGGAUCUGGGCGAGGAAUUUGCUCGCUUGCGGCAGAUCUGGCAGCACGAAAUGGCGCAUUUUGAGGUAGCUAUGUGAGAAUUCCCUCGGUUCCAUUCCAUGGCCUGGAAAUACAAGGCUGGAUUGGUGCUUCUCUCCACGGUCGUCGUGAUAUGGGUCACUUCGGCGGAAGUCACACAGAAAAUUUUCGAGGCUUACAAGCAACCAUUUGCGCUUUCCUACUUGGGAGCGUCGCUUAUGGUCGUCUACUUGCCGUUGUCGGUGCUCAAAGACUGGAUCUAUUCUUACUUCCAAAGGCGCUAUAGGAAAAUUCAACGAGAAAACUCAGAUGGUGGUGGUGGCGUGCUGGAUUCUCCAUCCAAGAGAAACCGCGUCAAGGCCAGUGAUAUGGAGCUACAGCAUCUCAUGCUCCAGGAAAAUGGGAAAGAUCUCGAAGCUCCAGGAGCCUCUGUGAAACCUUCUUUAGCGUCAAAGCUAGCGCCAGAGAAAGUAACUUGGACAGACUGGGAUGUUGCAAAGGCAUGCCUCUAUCUGGCUCCCCUUUGGCUACUCACAGAGUACUUGUCGAACGCCGCCUUGGCCCAUACGAGCGUUGCAAGCACAACGAUUCUUUCGUCUACCUCGGCACUGUUCACGUUAAUGUUUGGAACGCUGUUGGGGCAGGACCAGUUUAACGUCUUGAAAGUCGUGUCAGUGCUCAUAACGAUCAUAGGAGUGUUCAUGACAACACUCGGGCGGACAUGGGCGAAGGAUGACGUGCAAGCAACAUUGUCGAGGCCGAGCAAGCAUGACAUGGUUGGAGACAUCCUGGGGCUCUCUUCGGCUGUUACGUAUGGUCUCUUCACAGUCUCGCUGAAGCGAAUAGCCGGGGAAGAUGGAGAGACUGUGGAUGUCCAGAAGAUUUUCGGAUUCAUUGGAUUAUUUACACUUAUUGGCCUCUGGUGGCUCACUUGGCCACUUCAUGCACUCGGCUUGGAGCCAAGUCUAAGCAUACCUCGGUCGGCAAAGGUGGACGAGGCUGUUCUUGCAAAUAGCUUCAUUGGCAGUGUUCUCUCCGAUUACAUUUGGGCAUUGUCAGUGGUAUGGACGACGCCUCUCGUGGCAACGCUAGGAAUGUCGUUGACAAUACCCUUUGCCAUGCUAGCUGAUAUGGUUGUCCAUGGACGCCAUUACUCGGCCAUUUACGUUCUUGGCUCGGCUCAAGUUUUUGCCGGAUUUAUGGUUGCCAACCUGACAGAUCACUGCUCGCGGAAGAUCGGUUUCUGACGAGAAGUGACUUGUAUACACAGUUCCAAAAGAGGCUCGCGUUUGUAAACACUGACUGAGUUUUUCUCUCUCUUUUUUUUGUUUCAUUUGCUCGGGUGGGAGGAGAGAUUUUUCGCUCGCCACCAUUCCAAAACUGUAACACGGAUUGUUCCAAUUGGGAAUUUGCACAGUUUUCCGUGUGUUAUUUUUCUA
Molecule: messenger RNA, 1567 nt
Organism: Selaginella moellendorffii
Lineage: Eukaryota; Viridiplantae; Streptophyta; Lycopodiopsida; Selaginellales; Selaginellaceae
Product: thiamine-repressible mitochondrial transport protein THI74
Exons: 8
Coding region: 209-1375 (388 amino acids)
Biological process (GO): transmembrane transport; regulation of peptide transport
Source: RefSeq, a predicted model, not a curated record